Molecule: messenger RNA, 1350 nt
Organism: Ictidomys tridecemlineatus (thirteen-lined ground squirrel)
Lineage: Eukaryota; Metazoa; Chordata; Mammalia; Rodentia; Sciuridae
Source: RefSeq, a predicted model, not a curated record
AUGAUGUCUAAAGAAAAGAAAGAACGACCUAUAAGUAUGAUAAAUGAAGUUUCUAACUAUUACAUGACUUCAGAUUAUGGAGUACAUCCAAAGAGCCCUAUAGGCAGAAAAUCACUGGACAAUACUAGUAUGAAGCUGUGGAAAAAACACUGUUUUGUGCUUUCUGAUCUUUGCCUGUUGUGUUACAGAAAUGAGAAACAGGAGAAUAUCCUAGGAAGCAUACUAUUACCUAGUUUUCAGAUGGCUAUGCUAACUUCAGAGGAUAACAUUAAUUGCAAAUAUGCUUUUAGGGCAGCCCAUCCAAAUAUGCAGACAUAUUAUUUCUGCACUGAUACAGGAAAGAAAAUAGAGUUGUAGAUGAAAGCCAUGUUAGAUGCUGCCCUUGUACAGAGACCUGUGAAAAGAGUGGAUAAGAUUACAUCCAAAAGUAUACCAAAUAAAGAAAGCAAUAAAAUUCCCAAACAUAGAGUGUUAAUUAAACCAGAGGCACAACAAAAAAACAAAAACAAGGAAAUAAGCAAGAUUGAAGAAAAAAAGACAUUAGAAGUUGAAAAAUAUAAAUUUCAGAAAGAUGGUCAAAAUAGACCUUUAACAAAAAUUAAUAGUGUAAAGUUGAAUUCUUUGUCACCUGAAUAUGAAAGUGGGUCAGCAUGCCCAGCUCAGACUGCAUACUACAGACAAGUCAAUGUGAAUAGUUCAGAGAACAAAACAGUCAAUGUCAGCGUGGCAGAUCUUAGAGGUGGAAAUCACCCAAAUAUAGGGCCUUUGCAUGCAGAGGCUGAUCUAGUCAUACAAAGAACAAAUUCAAUGCAACUGUUGAAACAGUGGAUUAAAAUCCAGAAAGGGAGGGGACAUGAAGAAGAAAACAGAGGAGUAAUUUCUUACCAAACAUUACCAAGAAAUAUGUCAAGCCACAGAGCUCAGAUCAUGGCCCUCUACCUUGAAGGUUAUAGAACACUCCCAAGAAACAGCAAGAGGAGGCCUCAAAGUAUCUGCAGUGUAUCCCCUUCCAGUCAUGGCAAGACAGUAGGAGCUGGAACAGAAGAAAAAUGGAGGUUAAUGAGAGAUGACACUAUGUGGCAGCUCUACAAAUGGCAGCCACAGUUCUAUAAUAAGCAAAGCACCCUCCCUCAACCCAGUUCUGUGAAUAUUCCUAAAACUAUGGUUAAUAUUUCUGAUGCACUCUAUUCCCACAUCACCUUCAUUGCUUACCAGUGUUCCUCCCCUCAGCGAACAUACAGAUCAGAAGUGUCUUCACCAAUUCAGAGAAGAGAUAUGACAGCAGACCUUAGACACAGGGGUAAUUACCCUAAGAUUCAGAUCACAAUGACUGACUCACUAAAGCCAUAA